Molecule: messenger RNA, 7348 nt
Organism: Sander lucioperca (pikeperch)
Lineage: Eukaryota; Metazoa; Chordata; Actinopteri; Perciformes; Percidae
Gene: camta1a
Product: calmodulin binding transcription activator 1a
Exons: 24
Coding region: 206-5782 (1858 amino acids)
Biological process (GO): regulation of transcription by RNA polymerase II
Cellular component (GO): nucleus
Molecular function (GO): double-stranded DNA binding; protein binding; transcription coregulator activity
Source: RefSeq, a predicted model, not a curated record
GGCUGCUGGUGUCAAGGUGAGGGGAGAUGUGUUUUUCCUCCCGGAGCCUCUCUGUCAGUCACCGUCUCACAGCCAAUGGUAAGUUCGCCUCGGUCGGACCGACUCGCCGCUUGCUCCUCCUGUCCCUCCUCGUGCUGUCCUCGCCGUGCACGCGCGUGGUACCCACGGUCGUGAGGAGGAGGAGGAUGUUGCGCGUGAAGGGGAAAUGGCUGCCGAAAACAAGCCGGAAGGACUGAAGAAAGUUCGUAAUCCGGAUCGAAUGUACAGAUCAGCAGUGUGUUAUGCUGGCCAUGGUCCACCUAAGAGUAUCAGUGAUGACACAGAGACAAACAAUGAACAUGGACAUUUGAAAAUAUACCUGCCCAAGAAGCUGCUUGAAUGUCUACCAAAAUGCACCUCGCUGCCAAAGGAGAGACACCGGUGGAACACUAAUGAGGAGAUCGCAGCUUACUUGAUAACGUUUGAAAAGCAUGAAGAAUGGCUAACGACAUCCCCUAAAACAAGGCCGCAGAAUGGGUCGAUGAUAUUGUACAAUAGGAAGAAGGUGAAGUACAGAAAGGAUGGCUACUGCUGGAAGAAGAGGAAAGACGGGAAGACCACACGGGAGGAUCACAUGAAGUUGAAAGUGCAGGGAGUUGAGUGUCUGUAUGGCUGCUACGUCCACUCCUCCAUUAUCCCCACCUUCCACCGUAGGUGCUACUGGCUGCUCCAGAACCCUGAUAUUGUGCUCGUCCACUAUUUGAAUGUUCCAGCUAUUGAGGAUUGUGGGAAACCAUGCGGUCCAAUCCUGUGCUCCAUCAAUACAGACAAGAAGGAGUGGGCCAAGUGGACGAAGGAGGAGCUGAUCGGUCAGCUCAAGCCCAUGUUUCAUGGCAUCAAGUGGACUUGCAGCAAUGGGAACAGCAGCUCUGGCUUCUCAGUGGAGCAGCUAGUGCAACAGAUUCUGGACAGCCACCAAACUAAGCCACCUCCCCGGACUCACAACUGCCUCUGCACGGGCACCCUGGGUGCUGGGAGCAGUGUGCACCACAAAUGCAACAGCGCCAAACACCGCAUCAUCUCCCCUAAGGUGGACCCCCGCUCAGGGGGCUACAGCAGUGCUCACUCUGAGGUACAAAACAACGAUGUGUCGGAGGGGAAGACCGAGCACAGUGCCCAUGGCGGAGGCAAAAGCUCUGGGGGAGGAGGCGGAGGGGGCAGUGCCAGGGAGAAACGGAAUGGCAAAGUCCACAAGCCCGUCCUGCUGCACCAGAACAGCACAGAGGUGUCAUCCACCAACCAGGUUGAGGUCCCUGACACCACGCAGAACUCCCCUGUGUCAAUCAGCAGCGGCCUCAACAGCGACCCAGACAUGGCUGACAGCCCCGUGGUGACAGGGAUGAGCCACGUGGCCUCUGUCAUGUCUGGCUUGUCCCAGAGUGUCUUUAUGUCUGAGGUCACUGGAGACCCUGUCUACAGCAUGUCUCCAACCGGGGGUCCCAACACUCACCUAAUGGGUGCAGAUGCCACGUCACAGGGCUUGGUGCUGUCUGUGACCUCUGAUCGUCACAAAUUUGCCUUCCCCAGUGGAGGAGUAGGGGAACCUGGGACUACCGCGGCAGGAGACAGCCUGGCCAUGCUGUCUUCAGCUGGGGUUUCUGAGGAACUGGUGCUCUCCAGCAGUCUGGAUGCUGGAAGCAUCAAAAUCCCAGAGACCAAUAUGAACUUUGACCCGGACUGCUUCCUGAACAACCCCAAACAGGGCCAGACCUAUGGAGGCAGUGCAAUGAAGACGGAGGGCAACUCUUCCUCAACCUCAUCUUCCUCUGGUGGCAGCAGUUGCACCAACGGCAGUCUGCAGCGCUCCCCUCCCAUGUCAGACAAUGGAUACACCUUCAGCUCAGCUUUGGUAAAGAAUAUCAAGACAGAAGACACAUCCUUUGAGCAGCAGCUGGCCCAGGAGAGUGGCUACCAGGUGGGGCCAGUAGUGAACUGCGGCAGCGGGGUGUCUGUGUCAUCUGGUGCUGGUUCAGGCCAGGGUAGCCUUACUCUGACAGCAGCAGGCUCCCUGCUUCCUUCUGGUGGGGGGCUGAGUCCCAGCACCACCCUGGAGCAGAUGGAUUUCAGUGCUAUUGAUGCCAAGCAGGACUAUACUUCCAGCGCUACCACAGUGAGCUAUGGUCAGACCAUGUCCAGUCCUCACAUGCAACACCAGAACCGUUCACCCAGCUUCUUCCUCCAGGAUUCUUCUCAGACCGGCCAGGCCCAGCAGGGGAGGCCCAGUAUGGGCCAGAAAACACAUUUGAUGGAGCACAACUCCCAUGACUCUGGGGCUUAUAUGGGGCUGCAAGUGGUGAAGACGGACUCUCCUGGCAGCAACGGCCACCUCCACCAUCAUCACCAGGCCCACCAGAGCCAGCACAGGGCCAACUGCAACGGAGGCUCACCCACAGAGGGCCCUGGCCAGGCUGGCUCUCUCCAGCUGCUACAGUACCAGGGGAGCUUUCCUGGGCUGGGCACUGAGCAUGAGGAGGUGGUGGGUCUAGAGCAACCGGGCAAUGUGAAUUCAGCUCAGGCCGGAGCCACUGAGAACGGAGCUGAUAAUCUACUCAAGCCGGGAGACCACAUUCAGGCCUGUGGUGCAGGAAACGGCGAGGGCGCAGAGCACUACCUGCAACAGGCCUCGGACGGUGGCGGAGGAGGGACUGGAGGUGCAGGAGAAGGAGUAGCAAUUCACAAUGGCAACAACAACAGCGAUGGCAGCAACCGCUCUCAGCAGCAACAGCAGCUGCAGCCUCUCCUCCAAGGCACGAGUAUGGUCCAGGGACUCUACAAUGCUGUCGGAAGCCACCAAGGCCUGGGUGGCGCGGCCAGUAACGGAGGAGCAGGAGGGACCGGCAUGGAGAUCAGUCUGGAUCACUUUGACAUCUCUUUUGGUAACCAGUUCUCUGACCUCAUCAAUGACUUCAUCUCAGUGGAUGGCAGUGGAGCCACCAUGUCAGCUGGAGGGGCCCUCUAUGCUCACCAGCUUGUCACAUCCCACAGUUCUGAUAGUCAGAACACAGCUGGUGGGGCCCCCCAGCAGGGCCAGGAAGAUGGAGGGGCCAGGGGCUCUGGCUACAGCCCCUCAGAGCUCUGCCUUCAACCCUGCUGCAGCCCCCAGUCUCUGAGUGGAGGGGCUGGAGCAGCGGGAAACACAGGAGAGCCAGGCUCAUUGUCCUACAUGAAUGUAGCAGAGGUGGUGUCUGCAGCUGUAGCCCAGGGGGCUCUGGGGAUGCUUCAGGCCACGGGCCGGCUCUUCAUGGUCACUGACUACUCCCCUGAGUGGUCCUACCCCGAGGGUGGAGUUAAGGUGCUGAUCACUGGGCCCUGGCAAGAGGCCAGCUCAAACUACAGCUGUCUGUUUGACCAGAUCUCAGUCCCAGCUUCUCUCAUCCAACCAGGGGUGCUGCGCUGCUACUGCCCAGCGCAUGACACAGGUCUGGUGACGCUGCAGGUGGCUGUCAGUAACCAGAUCAUAUCCAACUCGGUGGUGUUUGAGUACAAGGCCCGCGCUCUUCCUUCACUGCCAUCAUCUCAGCACGACUGGCUCUCGCUGGAUGAUAACCAGUUCAGAAUGUCUAUCCUGGAGCGCUUGGAGCAGAUGGAGAGGAGGAUGGCAGAGAUGGCCAGCCACCAGCAGUCGAGCAGUGCAGGGAGUGGCGGAGCUGGGGGAGGAACAGGGGGAGGGGGAGGAGGAGGAGGAGGAGGGGGGGGAGGCGGAGGAGGAGGAGGCAACAACAGCCAGUCACAGUGUUUAUCUGGUCAGACGCAGGCCAGCAGCUCCUUUGAGAGUCGUGUCGUCGUGGUCUGUGAGAAGAUGAUGAGCAGAGCUUGCUGGGCCAAGUCCAAACAUUUAAUCCACUCCAAGACCUUCAGAGGCAUGACACUCCUUCACCUGGCUGCAGGCCAGGGCUACGCCACCCUCAUCCAGACACUUAUCAAGUGGCGUACCAAACAUGCUGAUAGUAUUGAUUUGGAGUUAGAAGUGGACCCUCUCAAUGUAGAUCACUUCUCCUGCACGCCUCUGAUGUGGGCAUGUGCACUGGGUCACCUGGAGGCAGCAGUGGUCCUGUAUAAAUGGGACAGACGUGCCCUAGCUAUCCCAGAUUCUCUGGGUCGCUUACCCCUCUCAAUUGCCCGAUCUCGUGGCCAUACCAAAUUGGCCGAAUGUCUAGAGCAGCUACAAAGGGAAGAGCAGCAGCCACCAGCCCCUCUACAACCCGCAACUCGCAUGUCUUUCUCCCCAGCCCCCGACACCCCCACCACAGACAGCUGGAUGGUCAGCUGGGCAAACAACAGUGGAGUAGCACCCAGUGGCAAGAAAGGGGGUCCUGCCACCACUACAACCACAUCCAGCACCACAAGCCUCAAUCCAGACUUAAGGAGGCCCAGGUCAGAGCCCUCCAACUACUACAGCAGUGAGGGCCAACGAGACCUCCCACUAGCUAAAAAACAUAAACCCAACCCAGAAUUGUUUCAGACUCGGCCUGACAAGGCCAUGUCUGUUCCUCUAAGCCUGGAGCAGCAACAGCUCCACAAGCUGUCCUCUAGCCCCAAGAGCCUGUCCUCAGAAGGCCUGAGCUCAGACAAAGGCCUGUCUACAGGAAGCAGCACAGGGACAACCAGAUGGACCUCCAGACAGAGUUUCUCCAGCAGCGGCAUGGGGAGGAAGGCGUUGGGGGUCAGUGGAAGCAGCAGCCUGGGGAAGGAGAAACUGGUCAACCGGUUGCGUCAGCGGGAACAGCUAGGCAUGCUGGUGAUGGCUGACAGAGAAAUGGCUGAUGCAGAACUGUUAUCCUAUCGGGAAGAUCUGGAGAACCAGGACUGUCUCACACAGAUGGAUGACCUGCAGGCAAAUAUGAUGACUCUGGCAGAACACAUCAUUGAAGCAACACCAGAGAGAAUCAAAAGGGAGAACUUCACAACAGUGGACUCUGUGCCUGUAGACACGUCAGGGGUCAGCAACACCAUGAACUGGCUGGCCAACUACCUUGGAGAUGUGGAACAGCUGCCAAGCAUCAUACACCUACGAUCUCUGUAUAAUGAAACCCUGACCCCCUCGUCCAACCCCAGCCUCAGUCCUGGGGGGUCUCCACUGAGAGAGGGGCCCCUGGAGAGGUCUACGCUCCCAUCCCCAGCUGACUGGAGUGAGUUCAUCAAUGCCUCCAACAGCAAGGUGGAGCGAGACCUGGCCCAGCUGACUCUGUCAGAUCCAGAGCAGAGAGAGCUGUAUGAGGCUGCCCGCCUAGUCCAAACUGCCUUCCGCAAGUACAAGGGGCGGCCGCUCCGAGAGCAACAGGAAGUAGCUGCUGCUGUUAUUCAACGUUGUUACAAGAAAUACAAACAGCUAACAUGGAUAGCCUUGAAGUAUGCACUUUAUAAGAAGAUGACGCAGGCCGCCAUCCUUAUCCAGAGUAAGUUCCGCAGCUACCACGAACAGAAGAAGUUUCAGCAGAGCAGGAGGGCUGCCGUGCUCAUUCAGCAAUACUACCGCAGCUACAAGGAGUUUGGCAGGCUGAAGCCCCACCACCGCGGGGCUGCUGCCGCCCUCAUGCAGCACAAACUAAGAGGUAGUCUGCUCACAAAGAGGCAGGAUCAGGCUGCCAGGAAGAUCAUGAGGUUCCUACGUCGCUGCCGCCACAGCCCCUUGAUGGACCAUAGACUGUUCAAGCGGGUGAGUGCAGCCUCAGCAACUCAGGUGAAAGAAUUGAAAAGGGCCAGGGAACAUGAGACCCCUCAGAAGAGCCCCCUCGCGAUGUGACAUCACUCUCCUGACUCCGCUUUUCUUUUUUGUUUGUACCUGAGAGAUUUUACAAGAGAAAUGAAAGACGAAAAAAAAAGAAAAAAACAUCAAUGCAAGCACUGCAAUUAUUACUACUACUGCAGUGUUACUGGUUCAACUACUAUUACAUGUACAACAGCUUUUUUUCACAUAUCUUUUCUUUCCACUGACUUGAUUUGGUCAGAGAGUGGCAACUUCUACGGGAUUAUAAACUAAAAGGGUCAGGGUGGGGGGUGCAGCACAUUUGCUUUAUGGCAUUUUUUGCACUUUUUCAUGGAUUGCUUUGUCUUUUUUGAAUAUGAAGAGCCGAACGCAGGACAUGCCUGAGGAGGUCUGUCAAACACAAGGACCUCGAGAGACGUAAAUUAAGGCUGCUGCAGAAGAUCUCAGAGGAUAGGGAGACCACGCAGAAACACUCUGGGCUCAAAUUAUUUUUCAUACGUUUUUAAGUGACCAAUCAAUUCAUUUGAAGAAGUUUUUUUUUUUUUUAACCAAAUAAAUUGGUCACCCACACUUCCACUUCUAUCCACUGCUGUAGAUGAUAUGAUAUUCAAUUUAGCUCAACAAUUCCAGCUGUCCCACUGUGCUCUACCCCACCAGUCUGCCCACACGGGUUGAGCUACAAAUGAAUGUAGUCCGGGGUUUAACCAUGCAGAAGCAAAUGGGGGAUAAAAUAUUUCUGUUUUGCCAUUUCUUUAAAAAAAACUAUGCUUUAUCAGAUAUAUUGUCACUUUAUUACUUGAAUUUGUUCCAUACUGUCCAAUGUAUUGGUGAUCUGUAUCUUCAGACUCUAUGUUCUUGAACCCUACCAAGAAAGAAUGCAUGACUUCUUGGCAAGAAAAGUCUUUGCUUGUGUGCUUAUGGUCUAGUCUUUCAGCCUAUCCUCUGAUUUUCUUUUUGUUUCCAUCUUCUCCCCCAUAACUUCUAUCAUCUCAGUAAUGAAGCUAUGCCUGUAUUGUCCUGUUUCUUUUUUUUAUUUUGUUUCAUUUUGCUUCGUUCAGUUGAUUGAUCCUCUGAAUCCUAACAAGAGAAAAGUACUUGCCUAUUUUGUGUUGUAAUGGUUAUGGUCAUGCAGGUUAUUAUUGUUAUUUUUAAACGAACUUCAGAGCCUGUGAAGGCUUUUGAGGGGAAGAUCACAUACAUUGCCUUGACGUCUUAGAGAUUCUUUGAGGGGUCCCUAAGCUUGUCCCAAAAUAGGGGUUUGACAAAUCCAUAUUUUUGACAAUUGAGCGAUUUCUGUAUAUAAAGAAGGCUGAAAGUGCGUAGGAAAAAAAAAACAUUUACCCAACGGGGAUUGUAUUUUAGAAAUAUAUUAUUUUAUUCAUUAAAAAUGGGUCAAAAACAGGUACGAGACAAAAACAGAAUAUUUGUAUAGUUUUGUUUGAAUGCCUAAGAAGUAUGGUUGUAUUGUUUGUAAAUAGUGUAAAUACCUGGGAUAAAGAUGAGUUAUGUGCAUGAAAAGUAUGAACAGAGUCAAAAGGGGAAAAAACAACAACAAAAGCAGUAGUGGCUAUGCUCUGUAAAAUUAAAACUAUUUCACUAUUA